AUAGAGAAAUAAGAAAUGAGUCUCACGUUGCAUGGGUGACAUCACUGGCUUUUGGCUCAGCGCUCUGUAUGCUCGAUCUGUAGGCUUCGGCCAAGGCUGCAGGGCUCGGUGUUUGAACAAGGAAAGAUUCCCAGGUAUACAGAAGAUUGGAUUUAUUUGGGUUAAAAACGGUGAAAUGAGAUUUCUAAAGCUUGGGGACUCCAGCUCGCCUUCUGUUGCACUUGAUCUCUACAAAAUGGGUGAGUUAUUCCCAUUAAAGAGAAAGGGAGUGAAAAUUUAAGGAGAAAAAAAAAUAUGUCUGAAAAUAUAACUGCUGAUGCUGGGGAUACGAUUCGUAUGAAGCUGCUGAGCUAAAAAUCUCAGCUCCGACGUGGAGAUCGGGCCAUAUGGCAGAGAAAUGGUGCAGACCGAAAGCUGUUGACAACAGUUAGGGGCUGCUUUCCUCUCCCCGUGUAAGGUGUGUAGCUCCCCACCACCACCCCCUCCGCCCCUCCGCCCCGGUUUGUUUUGGUUCGGUUUCCCCCGACCUCCCUCCCCUCCCCGCUCCUCAGCAUCCUCUCCGCCAGCCGUAGCCCUGCCCGCCUGCCUUCAUCUUGCAGAUGGCUAACGUGCCGCCGUGUUAGGAAAACUGUGCACAACACAUCCCGGCUCCGGGGACGGAGGAAGCUUUUCAGAUCCCAGCGGAAGGGGGGGGCAGCAGCGUGUGUGUUGUGUGUGUGUGGAAGAAGGAUGCCGGGGCCGAGGGCAGCCCCCCGUGCUGCCUAGCGGGCGGAGCGCGGCCGGCGCCGGGUCCUGCCGGGCUGCGGCUGCUCCCGCCGCCUCUCCCCGGCCCGGGAGCCGGGAGGCUGCCGGAGCGCUGUCCAGGACCGCCGGGGAAGGAAGGGAGCGCGGCGUUGGGCUGCCUGGAUGAAAGCGCCGGCGAAUAAAGCAGGCGAGCGAAUGGCAAGGCUGGCAGAGAGAAGCCGAGAUGUUUCCGAAGCCAAGAUGCCAGUGACUGUCAGCGAAGUCUGCUGAGGGAGAGACCCGUGCGUGCCCGCGUUUCCAGAGCCAGCCGGGGAGGGUAUGCUUUAACCACGGUUUCAAACAGCAGCAGCAGCAGCAGCAGCCAGCAACAACAACAGAUUACUCCCCCCUCUUGCUCCCUCCCCCUCGACCCCGCUUUAAACCCAAGCAAGUGACCGACCAUUCAGACGAUGAUGCUCUUGCUGAGCCGCUGACAAAAGACAAGUCACCCAUUCCUGUAAACGGGACAACUGGCUGCUUGCAAGUGGGAGAUGUCGAGCUGUUGAACUUUUCUGCUCUGUGAUGAUGCUGUGGUGAGCUUGCUGAUCUAAAAGCCAUCUCUUCUGGAUUUCUGAGCUGGCCGGAUUGAAAGAGAUUAAUGGACUGAUCAGCCAUCAGGUUUCUUCAGGGGGAUACAUCCCUUCAGCCCCUGUCACUCGGGUGCUCGUGGUGAGGGGAGCAGGACAUCUUUGUGUAGGUGGGUCACUGGCUCGCUCCCAUUGGAGGUGCAAGGCUGUGUUUCUCCUCGCCAGGUCUCCUCUGUAGAGGAGGAGAGGCAGAUGAGACUCCAGGACUGCCUCCAGGGCAGAACUUUGUAGCGCUCUCAGCAUCCCUCUGCAGUGUGGAUGUGAGCCACGGGAGUUGGGGAUGUUUGAGGCAGACUCUGCCAAGUGACACCUAACUCCAGCUGCUCUGGAGGUUUUUGCGUGGUCUCACACCCAAGGGCUUUGCCUGUUGUGAAGAUGUCCAUGGUGUUUCUGUGAAGCUGAGGUAUGGCUGCUGGAAGGUUACUGCUGUAUGCUGGCCUGUCUUUAGCUCUGUGUGCCCUGGGCAUGCUGGCUGUGGCAAUCUGCUCUGACCAUUGGUACGAAACUGAUGCCAGGAAGCACAGAGAGAGGUGCAAGAGCAUCACCACAAAGAGAAAUGAUCCUGGCUUCAUUUAUAACUCCAACAACAACCUGCCUCUCAGGGCCAGCAGGUCUAGGUUGGACCGCUGGGAAGGGAAACUCCUCUUGGCAAGAAACAGGAGGCAGAUCUUUGCUAUGAGCGCAGUCGACGAGUGCAACAGACAGUACAACUCGACCAACAUGGGGCUCUGGAGGAAAUGCCACCGACAGGGAUUCGACCAGGAGCUGGAGGAGCUGAUUGCCAAAGGAGCAAUUGAGCGGUGCUCGUACAUCAAGUACCACUACUCCUCAGCGACCAUUCCCAAGAACCUCACCUACAACAUCACCAAGACAAUCCGCCAGGAUGAGUGGCACGCCUUGCAUCUGCGCAGGAUGACAGCUGGCUUCAUGGGCAUGGCUGUGGCCAUCAUCCUCUUUGGAUGGAUUAUCGGGGUGCUGGGGUGCUGUUGGGAUCGAGGCCUUAUGCAGUAUGUGGCGGGGCUUCUCUUCCUCAUGGGAGGAACCUUCUGCAUCAUUUCACUGUGCACGUGCGUGGCUGGAAUCAACUUUGAGCUCUCCCGCUACCCCCGCUACCUGUAUGGACUUCCCGACGACAUCAGCCACGGCUAUGGCUGGUCCAUGUUCUGUGCGUGGGGGGGCCUGGGCCUCACUCUUAUCUCUGGCUUCUUCUGCACUCUGGCCCCUUCUGUCCAACCUGUCCCCAGGACCAACCACCCCAAAUCUAGACCUGAGAAUGGGACAGUGUGCUAAAACAAAUAGCAAACAAAUACACACACACACGAUACAUAUAUAUAUAUAUAUAUGUCUGUGUAUGCCUAUACAUGCAUAUAUAUGUAUAUAUAAUUAUAAAUAUAUAUAAAAUCUCAAAUUAAUGCCAGUGCCAAGGUAGAGCUGAGUCCAACACGGCACUCACAUCUCCACUGGACUCUGUGUUGCUUCAUUCUUUCUCACAGUAAUGGGAAAGCUUUUCUCUCACAUGGCUCUUCCAUCCAACUUUUAACUUCGGCAUCAUACCUUAGAGGUCAAAUGAACCUACAGUUGCACCUACCUACUGCCAUUUGGGAAGGGGAACAGGGGAUCCAUAUGGGGAAUCUGGAACCAGAAUCUGCACAGGACAUGGUGGGGGUGGGGGCGCGGGGGGGAAAAUGACACAAAAAGCGUGUCCAUUGCAGCCAGAAGGGAAAAUACAAACAGCAAGCAAAGGAGCAAAUGAAGCAUUUGAGCCACCUCAACAACGUACCUCCUCAAGGCCACUAUCAGAAACCCACCCACUUUCUUUUUCUUUCUUAAAACAAAAUGACAGAAAGCCUGUCCUGUCACUGGUUUUGGGGUUUUGUUGGGUUUUU
Molecule: messenger RNA, 3256 nt
Organism: Pipra filicauda (Wire-tailed manakin)
Lineage: Eukaryota; Metazoa; Chordata; Aves; Passeriformes; Pipridae
Gene: TMEM178B
Product: transmembrane protein 178B
Exons: 4
Coding region: 1776-2660 (294 amino acids)
Cellular component (GO): membrane
Source: RefSeq, a predicted model, not a curated record